AGAUUAACAUUCAAUCAAGCCGAUUCCAAUAAUGGAGAACGAAGCAACCUUCACCUGCAGCCAGACUCAGACCAGCAGCCCCUCCCCCGCGCCUGUGUCCCCUUGCCCUAGUGUGCCCCCCCACCAUGCCCCCCGUUACGGCACAGUCAUCCCCAACCGAAUUUUUGUUGGAGGAAUUGACUUCAAGACAAAUGAGAGCGACUUGAGGAGGUUCUUUUCGCAGCACGGCACAGUGAAGGAGGUGAAGAUCGUCAUUGACCGUGCUGGGGUGUCCAAGGGGUACGGCUUUGUGACCUUCGAAACCCAGGAGGAGGCCCAGAAGAUUAUUCAUGACGCUGACAGGUUCUGCUUCAGAGACAAGAGGCUGAACAUCGGCCAGGCCAUCCGCAAGCAGCAAGUGGGAGCUGCCCGAGUGGCCCUGCCGCCUUCUGGGGGCACCAUGUACCUCACUACCUCCACGGGGUACCCCUACACAUACCACAACGGGGUGGCCUACUUCCACACCCCCGAGAUGAGCCCCCCGGCCCACCAUUGGCCUCCGCGGUCAGUGUCCAGCUCUCCUGUCAUGGUGACUCACCAGGCCCCACCAGUCUACCCACAGCCCACCUACCACCACUACCAGGUGACCCAGUGUGUCACAGGACCUCUGCAGUGGAACAUGUCCCAGUCUUCAGUUUCCUCCAGCCCCCUGCUGUAUGUCCAGCCCUCUGAGCUGCACUACCAGCCCAUGGAGCUGCCCUCCGACGGGGGCUGUGUCCCCCCAGCCAUGCCCCUGCUGGAGGCCACCGUCCCUGAGCCCUAUUUGGAUCACAUGGUGCAGCCAGCCUAUCAUCAGGUUUAUGCCCAGGGUCCUGGCGGAAUGGCACCUCCCAUCAUGCCGCAGGAACAAGGAAAGGAGCAGAGGUUCCAUUGUGUGAGGCGAGGGUACCCCUACUCCCCGGGCAGCCUGAAGCCUCGUUACAGCCGCAGUCCCCACUGUGCUCGCCCUCGCAAGGAGUACCACCCUGACGUCACCAACCUGUCCCCUCCGCCCACCAACGAGCCCCUCAAUUAG
Molecule: messenger RNA, 1054 nt
Organism: Megalops cyprinoides (Indo-Pacific tarpon)
Lineage: Eukaryota; Metazoa; Chordata; Actinopteri; Elopiformes; Megalopidae
Product: protein boule-like
Exons: 11
Coding region: 32-1054 (340 amino acids)
Molecular function (GO): RNA binding
Source: RefSeq, a predicted model, not a curated record